Molecule: messenger RNA, 777 nt
Organism: Linum trigynum
Lineage: Eukaryota; Viridiplantae; Streptophyta; Magnoliopsida; Malpighiales; Linaceae
Source: the annotation of a GenBank genome assembly
AUGCCUACCCGUAAACCUAACAAGAGGAUUCGAAUCAAAGCAAAAGCAGAAGAACAUCAAAUCCAUGUCGAUAGAUUGAGAAGCCUUCCCGACCAUAUUCUUCACUACAUCCUCUCCUUCUUUGACUCCACCAAACUCGCGGCUCAGACCGCCGUCCUCUCCACCAGGUGGAGGUACCUGUGGACGCACGAUCACAGUCUCAUCCUCGACACCGAUGAGUCCUUCAACCCUACGAAUUUCGCCAUGAUUGUCAAUGAAGUCAUGUACAACCGCUCGGAAGAAUGUAACAUCGACAGCAUUGACUAUAUUCACUUGAAAUACAAGCCGGACAAGAAACUGCCCAACAGGGCUGUGAGAUUCGCUGCGUCUCGCGACUGUCAGCAGUUCUGCCUUUGUGUUCCCCAUGAUGCUGGAUCUCUCGAUUCAAGAUCUACUGGGUUCGCGAUGCCGAGAGAUUUGGAUUUGGACGAGUGUUGGUUGUCCGGUCAAAAUGAAUUGGUUGUCCUCGAUCCUUUCGCCAACUUCUCCUGCUUGGAGAAUACUGAUGCGCCGAAUCUGAAAUUCUUUGAUUUGUGGGAGGAAUUGGAGUACUCCAAGUUGUACCAAUUCAACCUUCCUUCACUUGAGCUUGCUGAUAAUUGGGUGAAAUGUCGCGGUCUUGUCAAAAGGAACAAGGAUGUGGAUGGUUACGUGCCUGACAGGUUACCUUACCAUGUGAUGAGUUACUUCCUGAGUGGCUCCUCCAACCGUGGAUCAUCGUAUCUUGAAUUUGUCUAA